GCAAAAAGACUUAGCGGUUGCAAAAUAAGACAUCUGUCUACUUUGUCUGUCUGUCUGAACUCUUUAGCUGAUGUUGAAAGAUGGCUACUGUACGUAAUGCUAGACACGAUCCUGAAUCGGAAAGUCCAAUUGAUUAUGUGCAAAUUGAUGGAUUGGUAGUUCUUAAGAUCAUCAAGCACUGCCAUGAAGAAGGAGCGGGAGUUACUGAUGUUGCUCAGGGUGUAUUAUUAGGUCUUGGUGUUGACAACCGCUUAGAAAUCACAAAUUGCUUCCCAUAUCCACGUCAUACUGAUGAAGAGGACUUUGAUGAAAUGGAAUAUCAGAUGGAAAUGAUGAGGCAUCUCCGUCACGUCAAUGUUGAUCACCUUCAUGUAGGCUGGUACCAAAGCACACAUUUUGGAAGUUUUUAUAAUAAGCCACUUUUAGAGUCUCAAUUUAAUUACCAGAGCUCAAUUGAGGAAUCUGUUGUUUUGAUAUAUGAUCCAAUGCGAACAAGUCGUGGUUUUCUGUCCUUGCGAGCUUACAGAUUAUCCAAUACGGCAAUGAAACUGUAUAAAGAAGGCGAAUUUACUUUAGACAUGUUGAAAAAUCUUCAUGUAUCGUACUCAAAGAUAUUUGAAGAAAUAACUGUUAUUAUUCGAAAUUCUCAUCUCGUGAAUUUAUUGAUGUGUGAAGUUGCCGAUUGGAUGCCAGAAGAGGAAAGCAAUCAAUUUCUGGACAUGGGAACUGCCUCGGUCCUAGAAAAAAGUUUGCAAGCUAUGAUGGAGUGUGUUGAUACUGUGAGUCAAGAAACGAACAAACUGACUAAUCAUCAAAGACAAGUUAUAAAGCAGCAACAGGCUAAAAACCAGUAUUUGCAAAAACGGGCUGCUGAAAAUGCUGCUCGUGCUGCCAAGGAUGAACCACCAUUGCCUGAUGAUGAUAUCAACAAGCUUUUCAAGCCCAUACCUCCACCAUCCCGUUUGGAUGCAUUACUAGUUUCGGGUCAGAUAGAUAGCUAUUGUAAACAGAUUUCCCAAUUUUCUUCUCAAAAUCUAGCCAAAUUAUUUAUGACAGAAGCUUUACAGCAAAAGUAAAUGUCUCAUUGUGAAAUUAAAACAUUAAAGUGAUGCUGGUUUUUUUUUUAA
Messenger RNA from Stegodyphus dumicola, 1127 nucleotides. RefSeq names its product eukaryotic translation initiation factor 3 subunit h (gene eIF3h). Gene Ontology annotation, molecular function: translation initiation factor activity; protein binding; metallopeptidase activity. NCBI's taxonomy places the organism in Eukaryota, Metazoa, Arthropoda, Arachnida, Araneae, Eresidae. Gene Ontology annotation, cellular component: eukaryotic translation initiation factor 3 complex; cytoplasm. The record is from RefSeq and is a predicted model, not a curated record.